GAGAAAACCAUCCCACUUGACCCCAUUCCAAAGCCCACCUGACCGAGGAACGGCACAAGAGAGAAGAGCUUCCCCCAAAACCUAUCUGUCGCUGCGGCUCUUCUUACCCAUUCUUUUCACCCUUCACGUUUGUUAUUGUGAGCUUCACCAAAGUCGCAUAUCGAAAACACACACACAAUGGCUUCUGUUGCGGUUACGGCCUUUGCCGCCUUAUCGUCCACUCCAAAAGUCGAAGAGGCCCUGUCGGGAAUCUUUGGCAGCAUCAGCUUGACCGCGUGGAUAUGUCUCCUUCUUCCUCAGCUCCUCACAAAUUACAAGUCGCAAAGCGCUGAUGGCUUGUCCAUGGGCUUCUUGAUCAUCUGGUUGAUUGGCGACGUGACGAAUCUCAUGGGCGCUCUCUUCACCCACCUCGCUCCCACAGCCGUCGCCCUCGCAAGCUACUUCUGCUUCGCCGACCUCGUCCUAAUCUCCCAAUGCGUCUACUACAACACCAAGAACGCCCGCCACGCAUCCUCCCGCCGCCGCUCCUCCGCGCCCGUGACCGCCACCGGCGCGAACCCGACCGAAGCACGCGAAGAUGAACCCCUCCUCGCUCCCCGCCGUCGUAGCUCUUCUGCAGCCGCCGGCCUCCCCGGCUCGCAGCGCCGUCACGCUCACCACGAGGAGAGCUCGCUCGACCCCCUGCGCAAGAUGGUCACCGGCGAGGACGACACGCCCGACAGCAACCCCUGGCUCCACAACACGCUGAGCAUCCUCGCGGUAUAUCUCGUCGGCGCGGCGGGCUGGUUCCUCUCCUACAAGGCCGGCGCGUGGGACGCCCCCGACAGCGACACCGGUGCGGGUUCCGGCGCGGGCUCCCCCGCGGCGGCGGACGGCACCUGGGAGAAGAUUGGUCUGGCGCUGGGCUACUUCAGCGCCGUGUGCUACCUCUGCGCGCGCAUCCCGCAGAUCAUCAAGAAUUACAGGGAAAAGUCGUGCGAGGGGCUCGCGCUGCUGUUUUUCCUGCUGUCGCUUACGGGGAACCUGACGUACGGCGCGAGUCUUGUUGCGUUUAAGCAGGACCGGGCGUAUUUGCUCAACGCGCUGCCGUGGUUGCUUGGGUCGCUGGGCACGAUGGUGGAGGAUUUUGUGAUUUUUGGGCAGUUUCACAUGUAUGCGACCAAGAGGGAGGGCAAGAGGGAUGAUGAGGCGUAGGUGAGUGGUUUGGGUUGCUUGGUGUGUUGACUGCAUGAUGACGGGGAGUGCUUUUCUCUCCGUUGUAGCGGGGAUGCGCGUUGGGGAUUUGCAUGUUGACGGGUGUGGACUAGACGCAUUUGAGAGAUGAAGGUCUGGGGGUGACGCUGCAUUGAGAGGAAGUGUGGACUGUAUCAUUACGGGUUUUCCGUUUUCCUUUUGGGGAGCAUCUUGUGUUCGACAUGGCGUUAACAGAGGUUUGCGGGUUACAUUUCGGGAUUUGCAUGGUCACGGGGGUCUCUGUUUCCAACCCAUUUGUUUACCCAUCAUGAUGGCACAUAUAAUGAUAGCUUUUUGCCUUUUCUUUUACAACCAGUAUUAAGUUCUACAACGUCUUGCGAUAGCUUCUAUGGUGAAUCUGUGAUUGCGAAUGACGCCUAAGGAAAGGUUAUCUAGAUGGGGUUCUUCUGGGCCGAUGAU
Colletotrichum acutatum is the source of this 1653-nucleotide messenger RNA. RefSeq names its product PQ loop repeat-domain-containing protein. The transcript has 3 exons. The coding region runs from base 178 to 1194 and encodes 338 amino acids. The record is from RefSeq and is a predicted model, not a curated record. Gene Ontology annotation, cellular component: membrane. Lineage: Eukaryota; Fungi; Ascomycota; Sordariomycetes; Glomerellales; Glomerellaceae.